Messenger RNA from Clarias gariepinus (North African catfish), 297 nucleotides. The record is from the annotation of a RefSeq genome assembly. NCBI's taxonomy places the organism in Eukaryota, Metazoa, Chordata, Actinopteri, Siluriformes, Clariidae.
AUGACACCAAUUUACUUCAGCUUCACCUCAGCCUUCACCCUAGGGCUCACAGGCCUGGCCUUCCACCGCACCCAUCUUUUAUCAGCCCUUUUAUGCCUAGAAGGAAUAAUACUUUCCCUAUUUAUUGCCCUAGCCCUAUGAACUUUUCAAUUAGAAUCAACUGCCUUUUCAGCAUCCCCCAUUCUAUUAUUAGCCUUCUCAGCUUGUGAAGCAGGGGCUGGUCUAGCCCUACUAGUUGCCACAGCUCGAACGCACGGAACAGAUCGACUACAAUCCCUUAACCUUCUACAAUGCUAA